CACUUCCUUGGUUACGCACAGCAUUGGCGCCUUACUGCUUGUUUUGGCUAUCUGCUCUUCGGCCUUCUCCUUGCUGGCCUUGCCUGCCUUAAUGUUUCCGCUGCAUUUCUGCUCGCUUUGCCCACGGUUCCUGGACUCCUGCUUUUGCAUCAGGGGGCCGGACAAUGCAUGUAAACUCUUAUUCAUUUAUAAAAGAAACUUAUCAUACAAUUAUGCAUAUGUUAUCAUUUAG
Molecule: messenger RNA, 232 nt
Organism: Protopolystoma xenopodis
Lineage: Eukaryota; Metazoa; Platyhelminthes; Monogenea; Polystomatidea; Polystomatidae
Source: the annotation of a GenBank genome assembly